Eleginops maclovinus (Patagonian blennie) is the source of this 7688-nucleotide messenger RNA. It is a transcript of the gene atrip, whose product is annotated as ATR interacting protein. Gene Ontology annotation, biological process: DNA repair; DNA damage checkpoint signaling. Lineage: Eukaryota; Metazoa; Chordata; Actinopteri; Perciformes; Eleginopidae. The transcript is spliced from 20 exons. Bases 341 to 2746 code for a protein of 801 amino acids. The record is from RefSeq and is a predicted model, not a curated record.
GCGGGCGGAACAAGACACUUUUAUCUCAUCCUGACAACUAUUUAUUGUUUAGCUGCUGGCUACCGUUUAACCAAGUUAACCUUUUUAUUUAGUGCUGAAGCACUGUUUGAAGCAACACCUCCAACGUCGUUUUUAUAAAGUGUUAACUGACAUUUAACUAAUAAUGUAACGGAGGGAGCUGUGUUAGCUUAGCAGGUAAACGUUUCUAUUGAAUCACAGCUAAUGCUAGGCAUUCAGCAUUCACUUUUUAGCGGCUAACAGGAGCGACAGCAACACCACCAGGAGACAAGAGAUUACAGAGCUGCGGCAGAUCCACCAGAGCAGCUUCUAGUGGCAACUCAUGAACUGCCCCCCCACCAAGCGCCUCCGCGGCCCGGAUGUAGUGACACCAAUGGGCUUUGACGACCCGUUUGGAGAUGACGAAGACUUCACCCAGGACGACUUUAAUGAGAUUGACAUCCUCGCCUCACAGGCCAUUACAUCGAACCCUGCCCCUGCACCUGGGUCUAAAGCAGGAACUAAACCGAUGGAGCUGGCGCGCGGAUCCACCUGUCAGCCGUCAGCAGGGCAGAGCAGAACUUUAAGCAGAGCCACAACCAAUCAGAGCAGAGAGAACACAUUUGGCUUCAGCAGCAGCAGCAACAAAGGGAAUUCUGGGACACCAGGCAGAGAGCCCCUCGGUAUAAUUGACCGACGUACAUCCCAAAGUAACAGGUUGCAGCGGUUUGGGUCAGAGAGAGAAGACUCCAGCAAUCUGCUGGAGUCUCAGCACGCGGAGCUAAAGAGGAAGCUGAAGGAGGUGGAGGAUGAGAUUGUGAUGAAGAACGGGGAGAUCCGGGUCCUGCGGGACUCUCUGAGAGGAACUCAGCAGGAGAAGGAGGCCCAGAGACAGAACCAGAUCCUGCUGGAGGCCAAGAAAGAGAAAGAGCAUGAGAACAGGGAGAAGGAGCUCAACAAGAAGGUUCAGUCUCUGCAGUCAGAGCUGCAGUUCAAAGAAGCCGAGAUGAUCGAGAUGAAGACUAAACUGCUGAGCUCAGACAAAAUCAAGACGGCCUCUCCACUGCCUAGAAACAGUCCUAAAGUACUAAGCAGUCUCGCCCAGUUGCAUCAUGGGAGCUGCGGCAGUGCCUCCUCCCCAACAGGAAAUGGAUUUAUCACCAAGGAGACAUUUGGAGCCCAUGUUCCAUCCAAAGUGACACCAGUGAAGACACGGAGAGACGUAGACAGAGGGUCAUCCAGCGGCAGAUCUGGUGACAGACAAGAAGUGUCUCGUCCAGACCCCUUCCUGUCCGACAGACCUGCACACCUGCAGCACAGAGGAGGUGUGCUGCUUGGGUUGUUGCUGCAGCAGCCUCUGUCUCCCAGCAGCCUCGGCCUGUCUCACCUGCUGUCUAUGAGUCUGCCUGACAUCCAUCUAAAAUCCAGCGGGCUGUCUUCAGGUUUUCUGCUCCACUCUGCUCCUGCAGCCAGCAUUAAUGUCGGUGUAGGCGGAGCCCCCAGAGCGGCUCUGAGCCCGGUCCAGAGUCUGGCUGUAACUGGACUCAACAUGCUGAGCCAGAACCGACCAGCAGCCAGCAGCACAAACAAAAGGUCGUGUCCUGGAGCUGUGCUCGUCCUCCCUCUGUUGGACCUCCACCUGUCUCGGCUCUGUCAGGCUCUGGACUCGCUGCGCUCCACCCCCGCUGGGAGCGACAGCUCGAGCUCCACUGCUGUCAGCUCACUCCCUGCAGGCAUUGCAGCUGGACUGGGGAGACUGGAGGAGGCUGGUUCCACUGGUUUCAGUGUGGAGGACACUGGUUUGGCUGCUCUGAGGCUACUCAACCUGCUGCUGGCCCACAGUGACGAGGUGGUGGAGGCUGUGCUGUCAAAGGAGAGUCAGAGCCGAGUUCCAGACAUAAAGCCUGAACCCUCUACUGCAGGUGUGGGUUUGUGCUCCCAGAAUGCUUUGCUGGAGUCACUGUUGCGACUGUGUGAAGCCGGGCAAGGCAGUGAAGGCGCCUCGCAGAAUGAGGAGCUCGUCCUCAAUGCCAUGAAGACUCUGCGCGUGCUUAUCGAGAGGACGCCACACACACAUGCUGACAGGUUGCAGUGUGUGUUGCAGGUGGUGUGUGUGUGUUUGUCAGCAGACUGCAGGUUGCAAACAGUGUCGGGGAGUGUGUCCGUCCUCAAGUCCAUGUACGACCAGCGCACACUGGCCCAGCAGCUCUGCUCGCAGCACGACCCGUGCAUUUUCCUGAAGUUGUUCCAGUUUAUCAGAACAAGACCGGACAACCAGGCUACACACACAGACUGGAUUCUGUUGGACCUGCAGGUGGUUUGUUUGCUGAGCCAACUGAUGACCCAGAGAGCAGAGAGCUGGACCAACCAUCACAGCACCUGUCAAUGUUACACCGAGUUGGUCCAGACAGUGGUGAUUGUCUUCCAUCGUCAGUGGUUGGAUCUACAUGGUUCAACAGGCUUGGCCCUGCCCCCACCACAGUGCCCCGCCCCCUCGUUGCCAUGGUGGUGCGGCCCGGCGGCUUCCCUGCUCAGAGAGUGUCUGCUGCUGCUGCACUGGCUGCUGCUGCAUCACGGCAGCUUCUCCGAGAGCUGCAGGCCGCUGCUGCACAUGUAUGACCAGGUGAUCCCCGCUGUACGGGACACGCUGAGGAGGAUCCCCGUGCUGAGGGAGAGCGAGGAGCUGGCGCUGGAAGAGAUCUGCCGCUCAGAGGGUGACGACGCUGAUGACAUGGACACUGACUCCUGAUUGGCUGCUGCCAUUGACGAGGGACACUUUCCUGAGUGUUGAUUGGAUAUUUCCCGGACAGAACAGAGACUAAAGCGGGUGUUGGAAAGGACUAGAGAAAAUUCAGAAGAUUUAACAAUAAAACAUGAAGGUGAGAAAAACAUCACAGCUUCAUGUUUCAUUCCUUGAAGGGGCCAUAUCCCGCUUGUUUUCAGAUUUAUAUUUAGUGCCUCUACUAUGACUUGAUGUUCACAUGCUUUAAUGUUCAAAAAGCUCUUUAUUUUUCUCAUACUGCCUGUGCUGCUGCACCUAUUUUCAGCCUCCGUCUGAAACCAGAGCCCUUUGUGCUCUGAUUGGAUAGCUGGCCAGCUCUGUUGUGAUUGGUCAGCAACUUAGAGAUGUCCCGUCCCAUAGCCUAUCACAUACAAUCUGUAAUCUUACUCUAUUUUUAAAAAGAGAGUCUUGCUUUUUGGCUACAAGUUAAGACGAUAUUAUCAGUAUCACUUUUAUAUCGGUAUGUAUCUUGAGACCCUUGUGCUCAUGUUGCCACAAAGUUAGAUAGACACAGGUCUCUACAUCCCAAACAUUCUAAUAACAAAAGGAAAAUACAGACCUGCUUUGUGCUGGCUGUGUGUUUUGCUGGUUGUGUACUAAAAUGUUUCCGUAAACACAAACUAGUGAGAGGCAAAUCAGUUGGUGAAACAUCUUUUAUUUUUUCUCUGGAACUGAGGUGUGACACAUUCAGAAGAAGGCAUCCUAUUGGCUGGUUGCAUGGUCGGUCUGUCAAAGACUUGAGAGUUGGGAAUUGUUUUUUUUUAAGAUUACAACAUCGCUAUUUUCAUAUUAUGAUUGAACACACAGUGCUUAUAAUCAAUCCUUCAUUCUGAGAUGUCAUUAUACCCUUCCGUUGACACACAUCAGCACUGUUAUUUUGGGAUGCUGGUCGAUCCAGAGACACUUUCAGUGUCCCAGAAUAAUCCUGCUAUUUUUUCUGAGGUGAAUAUAUAUGACAUCCAGGAAAUAGUUAGUUAUUUUUAUUUUGGAUAACCAGUUUUAUUGGCACCCCAAAAAGAGAAAUCAAUGGAGUGUGAAUGGAGGUUUAAUCAUGAAAAAAUAGCUUCCAUUACACUAGGAUCAGCAGAAAAGAAAGGGACGAGUUGUUCAUUUAAAGACAGACUUAAGCUCAAUCUAAACUUUUUAAGUUUCUCUGGGUAUUUCUGUUUUUCAGACAGAUGUCUGCUGAUUUUCAAACGGAUCGAUCCUUGUCUUAUAAUUCUAGGGAGCAAACAGGAAGUGUAAACACUGAGAGGAAGUUGCUGUCCCAACAUUAAUGUCAACUUUACAUUGUUUCAGGGAACUGGGCAUUUCUGUUCUUUAGAAGUCGCUUGUUGAGGAAGGCACACGUGAGUCUGGUCAAGUAACCCAGGGGUGUGUGUGUGUGUGUUCUUGUAUGUCUAUCUUUGUGAGGACUACUUCAAUUUUUGACUGGCUUUUUUUUUCUUUGUUUUUUCUUAUACUUAAUAUCGGGUUAAGGUCCCCCAAGGGUUGGGGCUAAUUGACUUAGUGGCAAUAGACAAGUUAUGGAAUACAUUUAUGAUUAAAUAAAUGUUCCUUCAUUGCAGAAUGUGAGGGCUGUAGAAGAAUGACACUAUCAGCAUUUUAGAUUGGUUUCCCAAUAAUAAUCCUUCCUUUAAUUAUGCAAUCCUGUCUGUCUCUUUCAAGUUCCUGUGUAAAUGAAUACUUGAUUUACCACAGAAAAGGACAUGCUUCAACAAUUGCAACACCAAAACCAUAAGAGGAUGGUGUUUUUAUUUUCCAAUGUGUGUAUCCACAGUUACCCUGGGCGGAUUUGGCGUACGGUGGAACAACCUCAGUGAAAUGUAAAAACACAAAGCAAUGUGUCUUGACUACAUCACUCUGAGCAGAAUAUAUUCAAAUACACUUUUUCCUGAGAGGUCUGAAGAACUUGCUAAAUAAGAAGCUAUCUGUAGGCUUUCUUUAUGGCAUCGAUGCAAACAAUAAUACUUUUUUGAAACUCUGUGGACUUGAAUUAAAUUAUUUUGGGUCCUCACAAGUAUAGAAGUACAAACGUGUGUUAGUGUUUUUCCGUCCAUGUUGGGACCACCUGGUCAUCGUCCUCUUGUUUAGCCUGUGGUGUUUUGUGUGAGCUGUGAUGAGUCUUUUGCGUUUUGUGAUGUGGUGUGCGCGGAUUGUUCAGCCACGGGUGCAUCAGCAGCUCCGACGCCGUCAGUCUCUCUGCGGGCGACUUCCUCAGCAUGCAGCCAAUCAGACACUUUGCUCGGGGUGAGAGCCAAUCAGGCAGGCUGAAGGCCCCGUGGCGGAUCUUAGCAAACAGCGCGGCAGGUUGUGUGUCCUGAAAUGGGUAUCGUCCAAUCAGCAUGGUGUACAGAGACACGCCCAGGCUCCAGGUGUCUGCGGCGCGGCCGGAAUAAGACUUGCGCCUAUUGGUCAGUAGCUCGGGGCUGACGUAGGCGGGGCAGCCGUGUCUGUCCGUCAGAGAGUCAUCAACAUGGUUCCCCUGGAGGAGGACGCAGUCAUCGAGGCCGAGAAGAGCAACACGUGUCCUGCAGAAAGAAAAUCAAACUUUCAAUUUAUACAUCAUCAGUAGAUGUAUUACACACAUUUAAUGAUACCAUUAUGAUGUUGCUGCUUGUUAUAAUACUGCUGAUACUACUGAUGUCAGCAGUGUCGUUACUUUCAGUCCGUCAGUCUCACCUGUAUUUGUCGGUGAAGACGAACCUGCGGAGCUUCAGGUCUGUCAGGACAACGCCGUGCUGGUGACAGUGCGUCACGGCGCUCAGCAUCUGAGCGAACAGAUGCCCCGCCUCCUCCUCGCCGACAUGCUUCCUGCUUCGCACGUACGCGUGCAUGUCACCGUGGUGACGGGGAAGAAAGACGUACACGCUGUCCUCGCCAAUCACUACGUCCUGCAGGCUGCAGAUGUUGUCAUGGUCACCUAUGCGGGAGUAAGCAGCCAACCGUCCCUGGUAACCACGCAGAGGAAGCACCUGUAACCAUGAUAUUCAGGUUAGAUAACAUGAAUACAGUUGGAAAUUUCCUUGUGGAAUAAUUUUACAAUAUCAUGAGUAUUUUCAACAGUAUUUACAAUGUCACUAGCAGUAUCAGCAUUAUUUCCAAAAAGUGUUUCAAAAGCAAUUCUUUGCCGGUUCAAGAAUAUUGGUGUUUCCAAAACUAUGGGUAUUUAUUUUAGCAAUAUCAGUCGUUUCAUAAGCAGUAUUUUCAGCAGUAUCAGCACAUGUCGUAAAUUAAAGUAAUUUAAACAUAUGUUGUAGUAUUUUCAGCAGUUUUAGCUUUAGUGUUGGCAGUAUAUAAUGUAGCCUUGACAUUAUAUACUGCCAACACUAAAGCUGAAAAUACUACAAAAUAUGUUUAAAUGACUUUAAUACGAGCAUACAAAUAUUUUUGCAGUAUAAACAAUAUAAGCAUUUUUUCUUUAUUAUAAGCUUUAAAGUUUGAAGUAACUGUGCUAUGUUUACCACUAUAAACAGUGUUCAUGCAAAGAUAUAAACCGUAUCAAUAAUAUUUUUUCAUAAAGAGUUAUAUUUGAUGUAGUAUCACAUUUUUUAUAGAAGGAUAAGCUGUAAUUUUGGCAGAAUCUAUAGUAUUUUCACCAGUAUGUCUUACAGUAUAAGCAGUAUUGGAAGUAUUUUUUCCAGUAUCAGUGGAGGCUGUACCUGGCAGGUGUAUUGCUGUUUUGUGUGCGCGUGCUCGGCCCGGUAAGUUUUCUCGCCCUCGCAGCGUUCAAACAGGAUGUAGGAUCCGACUCUGGAUGGCGAUUGGCUCUGGUGGGGCUUGGGCGAGGGGCUUCUGGGCCUGAAGCACUGCGAGAGUCCGUUGGCCGGAGGGGUCGGAUCCAGACGAGCUGCUUUCCAUUUCGGUGAAUUGUCCUGGGGCUCAUCCAACAGUCUCUUCAGACAGCGCUGAGAACUGGCUGCAGUCACGCCCAUGCUCAUCUGUGAUUGGAGGAGACAAAAGACAUCAGGUCAAUUACAACUUACAUCUUUUGAUGUAACGCUGAAGAGGAGGUGUUUAAAAACAAAAGUGACAUGAGUGAAAAAAGUGAAUUCAAAUGUAAGGCAGGUUGGAUUAAUUAAUGUUUUGGGGCUAUUGAAACAUUAUAAAUACUUCUUUAAAUGCAUUAUGAAUCUAUGCACCUGUUUCACAGUCGCAUCAUUUCCAUUUUUUAAUUUUUAUCAUAAAAAGUAUUAAUUAGAGCUGCUUAAGAUUCCGGUUUUCCUAUAUUGUAAAGCUCAGGUGUUUUUUAGGAAUGAUCUUGUGUAUUUGAUAGUUACUUUGUUAUCUAGAUUAACACCCUUUUAAAGACAUAAUUACAAAUUGGUUCAAAACAGCAAAAAAAAACAAUAAAACCAAAGAAUUAAAUCAGAGCAUCAUACAAAAAACAUCAAAGCAAGAAUAAAAUAAAGUUUACAAUGAAAAAAUAAAAAUAAUGAAACGAUGUAACUGAUAAUUACACAAAUGCAGCAAGGAAUUCAGUAAAACUGCUUAAGUAUUAUAAAUUGAAUAAUGGACGUGUGGUAAUAGUUGGUCCUAUUUCCAGAAUAGUUCUAGAAGAAACUGGAACUCCAAGCACUACUUAGCCCCCUCUGCUGGUCACAUCACUGAUGAGCCCCCCCCCCACACACACAACCCUCCUCAGCUAUAUCUCUACGUACAGUAGAAAUGGGUUUUAUUAGAUUAUAUUAUCUCACAUCUGGGUGUGUUGCGAGUCUCUGCGGCUCACAUGUUACCCUGCUAACGUGUCUAUAGGCUUCAUGAUGAAACGUCCUGUAAGCUGACAGACGCUUCAGCUUUCAGAUUGUUGCAUCAGAGCACAACAGUUUAUGGUUUAAACACACUUUAAAUACAGUCAACACCUACCACACACAUACACACACACUAACGCACGUUGAGUGUUUUUAUA